AUGAACAAAAUCGUUGAUUAAAUUGAAUAUCAACCAAAUGUCCCUUAUUAGCAAUUGAAUUAAUAAAUUAUGGACUAAAAUGUAUAAUUAAAAAUAAUUAUAGAUAUAUGGAAGUAAAACAGAUGAAUUGGAUUAGUUGCUUAAAGACAUAAAUAUACCAGAUUAAGUGGAAUUUGUACAUUAAUUUAAAAUUGAUGUAUAAAAUUGCUGUGGCUAUGGUCAUCUUAGUUAACAUACUUAAUUUGAUAUAUAAGGAAUAGGAGAAUUAGAGUUUUCUGUGAGAGUUGAAUUAGUUUGUGUAUGUAUUUGUUACUGUUGUCGGAUGUGUGAAUGCGAUAAACAUGAAUACCCACAAGAAGUUUAUAUCUUAAAAAAUAACAAUGUACAAUUAGAAUUUUGGCCUGGUAGUACAGGGAAAGUAUUUGUAAAUGGUAAAUAAAUUUUUGAAUUUCUUUAAACCUUUCCAAAUCCAUGUGAUAUCUUUAAUCAACAUUGUUGUUCUUCAUAUCCAAAAUUGAAGAUUCUUUCCCCAAUUGAGAAAAAUUAUUAGCUAAUUUUGAAACCAGAUCUUAACAAUUUUCCAGAAUCUAUUUUCAGUGUUAUGGGUUGUACUGCAUGUUUGGAUAUUUUUACCACUUCUAAGAACUAUUAUGUUGAUGGUCUUACAUAAGGAAGAUGUUAAAUUAUUAAUACCAGAACUGCAUGUGAAGCCUUUGCAAGAGUAUCUGAAAUGCAAGGUGCAUGCUGUUAAUAAUGCCCUUUAAUUGAUUACCCCCGUUUUGCUGUUUAAUUCGACGGUGUCAGGAAAAUUGAUAAAAUUGCUAUCAUCAUGGGAUUAGUUCAUACUAGUUUCUACAAGUAAUGGGUCACCCUUGGCAACUCACUUCAUUUAAAAUUUUAAUCAUUUUUAAUAAAAUGA
Molecule: messenger RNA, 919 nt
Organism: Paramecium pentaurelia
Lineage: Eukaryota; Ciliophora; Oligohymenophorea; Peniculida; Parameciidae
Source: the annotation of a GenBank genome assembly